Molecule: messenger RNA, 6125 nt
Organism: Labrus bergylta (ballan wrasse)
Lineage: Eukaryota; Metazoa; Chordata; Actinopteri; Labriformes; Labridae
Source: RefSeq, a predicted model, not a curated record
CGGUCCAUCCAUGAUGAUGAGCCUGCUAGCAGCCUUCGAGCAGGCUAGCCGUGUGGAGCUAGCGUGCUACCAAAGUGUGCAGUUUAUUUUCGGGGCAGCACGAUGAAGAACAUCAUGAAGUAUUAUCUACGUAUUCCGCUACAACUCAUUGACAACCGCAUUGGGAGAUAGGGGCGUCUUUACGUCAGUGAAGCGGGUCUGCAUGACCCUACAGGAUCUUUGUUUGGAUGGAUAGCGCCGCUGCUUGAGACUCUCCGAGCGGGCACGGAGGAGACUUCCUCAGCUAGCCGCUGCUAAUGGUUGUGCUGAUUAGCUCCACGGCUAACCGGGUGGCUUUAGCUGUCUGACACAGUUGGUUGACAUCGCUCAUCUGAUAAUUAGCAGGCUCUGAAAAGAGCGGAUUUGCAGGCACGACCAUGCCUCCCAGGCCCUCCUCAGGAGAACUAUGGGGGAUGCACUUGAUGCCCCCUAGCAUCCUCGUGGACUGCCUUCUGCCAAAUGGCAUGAUUCUCACGUUGGAGUGCCUCCGGGAGGCCACACUGAUCACAGUCAAGCAUGAGCUUUUCAAAGAGGCCAGGAAGUACCCUCUAUACCAUCUGCUGCAGGAGGAGAGCUCCUACAUCUUUGUCAGUGUCACUCAAGAGGCAGAGCGAGAGGAGUUUUAUGAUGAGACCAGGAGGUUGUGCGAUCUCAGGCUCUUUCAGGCUUUUCUUAAAGUAAUCGAGCCAGUAGGCAACAGAGAAGAGAAGAUCCUCAACAGAGAGAUAGGUUUUGCGAUUGGAAUGCCCAUUUGUGAGUUUGAUUUGGUGAAAGACCCAGAAGUGCAGGACUUCAGAAGGAACAUUUUAAAUGUAUGUAAAGAGGCUGUGGACCUCCGAGACAGUAACGGGCCCCACAGUAGAGCUUUGUACGUGUAUCCUCCCAAUGUAGAAUCUUCUGUUGAACUUCCCCGGCACAUCUAUAACAAGCUGGACAAAGGUCAAAUCAUAGUGGUCAUAUGGGUUAUUGUGUCACCCAGCAAUGACAAGCAGAAGUACACCCUGAAGAUCAACCACGACUAUGUACCGGAGCAGGUGAUAGCCGAAGCCAUUCGUAAAAAGACGCGCAGCAUGCUGCUCUCCCAGGAGCAGCUAAAGAUGUGUGUGCAGGAGUAUCAGGGAAAGUACAUCCUCAAAGUAUGCGGCUGUGACGAGUACUUACUGGAGAAAUACCCUCUGAGUCAGUACAAGUAUGUGCGCAGCUGUAUCAUGCUGGGACGGAUGCCCAACUUGAUGCUAAUGGCCAAAGACAGCCUGUAUUCCCAGCUGCCCAUGGACAACUUCACCAUGCCGUCCUAUGCAAGGCGAAUAUCCACAGCAACGCCCUACAUGAACGGGGAAACAGCCACAAAGUCUUUGUGGACCAUCAACGGAACACUGAGGAUCAGGAUACUGUGCGCUACUUACGUCAAUGUCAACAUCAGAGAUAUUGACAAGAUCUACGUCAGGACUGGGAUAUACCACGGUGGAGAGCAGUUGUGUGACAACGUCAACACCCAGCGUGUGCCCUGCUCUAAUCCAAGGUGGAAUGAGUGGCUGAACUACGACAUGUACAUUCCAGACAUCCCACGAGCCGCCCGGCUCUGCCUCUCCAUCUGCUCGGUGAAAGGAAGGAAGGGAGCUAAAGAGGAGCACUGUCCCCUCGCCUGGGGCAACAUCAACCUGUUUGACUACACCCACACACUGGUAGCAGGGAAGAUGGCUCUCAAUCUAUGGCCUGUUCCACACGGUCUGGAGGACCUGCUCAACCCUAUCGGCGUCACAGGAUCUAAUCCAAACAAGGAAACCCCUUGUCUGGAGCUGGAGUUUGAUCAUUUCAGUUGCCCCGUGAAGUACCCUGAUAUGACCAUCAUCGAAGAUCAUGCUAACUGGAAUAUCUCCAGAGAGCUUGGCUUUAAUUAUUGCCACACCGGUUUGAGUAACAGACUGGCGCGUGACAACCCCCUGACCGACACCGACAAUGAGCAGCUACGUCUGGUGUGCAACAGGGACCCGCUUUCUGAAAUAACUGAGCAGGAGAAAGACUUUCUAUGGAGGCACAGACAAGACUGUGUCAACAUGCCAGAGAUCCUUCCCAAGAUCCUCCUGGCUGUGAAAUGGAACUCCAGAGAUGAGAUCGCACAGAUGUAUUGCCUUCUGAAGGACUGGCCUGCUAUCAAGCCAGAACAAGCCAUGGAGUUGCUGGAUUGCAACUUCCCUGAUCCUAUGAUCCGAGAGUUUGCCGUAAAGUGCCUUGAGAAAUACCUAACUGAUGACAAACUCUCACAGUACCUCAUUCAACUGGUUCAGGUUCUUAAGUAUGAGCAGUACCUUGAUAACCCACUUGCACGCUUCCUGCUGAAAAAGGCUUUAACCAAUCAGAGGAUAGGACAUUUCUUCUUCUGGCAUUUAAAGUCAGAGAUGCACAACAAGACAGUGAGCCAGCGGUUUGGCCUGCUGCUGGAGUCGUACUGCCGGGCCUGUGGCAUGUAUCUGAAGCACCUGAGCAGACAGGUGGAGGCCAUGGAGAAACUCAUCAAUCUGACCGACCUCCUCAAACAGGAGAAAAAAGAUGAGGCACAGAAGACGAUAAAGGUUCAAAUGAAGUUUCUGGUGGAGCAGAUGAGACGGCCUGAUUAUAUGGACGCCCUGCAGAACUUCACCUCCCCGCUGAAUCCAGCUCAUCAGCUCGGAAAUCUCCGCCUGGAAGAAUGCAGGAUGAUGUCGUCAGCCAAGCGACCGCUGUGGCUUAAUUGGGAAAACCCAGAUAUGAUGUCAGAGCUGCUCUUUCAAAACAAUGAAAUCAUCUUCAAAAAUGGAGAUGAUCUGAGGCAGGACAUGCUGACGCUGCAGAUCAUUAGGAUAAUGGAGAACAUCUGGCAGAACCAAGGCCUUGAUCUCAGGAUGCUGCCUUAUGGCUGUCUGUCCAUCGGAGACUGUGUGGGCUUGAUCGAAGUGGUGAGGAACUCUCACACCAUCAUGCAGAUCCAGUGCAAAGGAGGCCUGAAGGGGGCGCUGCAGUUCAACAGCCACACGCUGCAUCAGUGGCUCAAGGAUAAGAACAAGGGGGAGAUGUAUGACCAGGCCAUCGAUCUGUUCACCCGGUCCUGUGCUGGUUACUGUGUAGCCACAUUUAUCCUGGGCAUAGGCGACAGACACAACAGCAACAUUAUGGUCAAAGACGAUGGACAGCUGUUUCACAUAGACUUUGGACACUUUCUCGACCACAAGAAGAAAAAGUUUGGGUACAAGAGAGAACGGGUGCCCUUCGUGCUCACGCAGGAUUUCCUGAUUGUAAUUAGCAAAGGAACUCAGGAAUGCACUAAAACAAGGGAGUUUGAAAGGUUCCAGGAGAUGUGUUACAAAGCCUAUCUUGCAAUCCGGCAGCACGCCAACCUCUUCAUUAACCUCUUCUCCAUGAUGCUGGGCUCGGGGAUGCCUGAGCUGCAGUCGUUCGAUGACAUCGCUUACAUCAGGAAGACCCUGGCCUUGGACAAGACGGAGCAGGAGGCCUUGGACUACUUCAUGAAGCAGAUGAACGACGCUCACCACGGUGGCUGGACUACAAAGAUGGACUGGAUCUUUCACACAAUCCGCCAGCACGCCAUGAACUAAAAUGAGGACUGAAACAGAAGAAGAGUCGAGGAUUGUUGUGACAGCAGUGAGCUCUGAACAGUGAGCAAGGUAUUUGCCCAAACACACUAAGGCCUGGUUAAUACUUCAACCAGUGCGUGACUGCGAACGUUACCUGCAAGUGCACCAGAGAAGAAAGGGUCCUCUGAAGGGCCAGUUUUAGGGCCAUGACGCCUAAAUGCUCCUGCAGGGUUCUGAAUUUCUUCUCCCUGCACUUUGAACUUUAAAAAAAAGCAGGGCGGAGAUAUAUUCUAUCAGUCUUCAUAGGAACUAAACAAAAGUAUAAUGGACCUCAACAACGUUGGCCUUUUUCAUGUUAACUAACUAUGGACACAUUUUUAUUUUCUUAUUUUUUAAAAACAUAUUUCACUACAUCUUAAACCAUCAGCAUUAAGGAAAAAAAACCACCAUGAAGUUGUAAACCAUUAGCACAGCUUGUUUUUUCUAACUAUGAACUGACAGAGAGUAACUGCAUUUAUUUCCACUACCUAUUUCGAACGGAUGAAGACGUUGGAGAUCCAACCAAAUCUUUAAAGCUACUAAAAAAGCAGUAAGUAGAACAUACAGAGGACGUGUUGUAAAACACUUAGCUAGCAUUUUUUAAGGACUUCUUUGUAGCCUACAGAUGACUUAUCCUCCGCUCAUAACCCUCCAUAGAAAACUGACUUUUGUACAGCAGUAUAUCCAGAGACUUGUAUGAAUUCGGUGCAUAUACUCCUUUUUUAAAUAUAUUUUCUACUGAGCCAAAGGACUAGAUGUGUAACCCCACUACUCCGCAGUCUUAUUGUUAAAAAGGUCACUACUAUUCCAAGUCUCCUGUGUACUCAUAGCACUGAUCUCUGCAGUAUUUUUGUUUGAUUUUGUUUUGUUUAUCAGUAUUAUUCUGUCAGUUUGUGAGGCACCAGUGUGCAUCAUUCGACCCCCGAGCAAUUUGUACGCAGAUGGACUGGAAGAAAACGUUCAGAUGGUCAGCUGUGAGAGACGCACAGUAUUGUUUUCAGGAGCUGAUAAAGGCGAGAUACAGAUAUGCAGUGUUCUUUUAGUGUGCUGUGCUGUUACACUAUGCAAGUUGUGAUCCUAAUAUGUACUGUUUACUGCAACAACAAAAAAAAAGGUGAUGUCAGAGUGCAAAACAAGAGAGAGGUGCAUCCUCCCCCCCCAGACAUGCUAACACGGAGCAGUGUCAACAGACUUUACACAGACAGUACAUGGAAGAGAAAAUGUUGCACUGUAACAGGAUCGUCGUCUUCUUCCCUACGAAAAACACAGCAGUGAGAAACGCCUUUGGUCCCUGCCUUUUGCUUCUUCUUACCAGCUAUAUGUGGAGCUUCAAUCUAAGCCAUCUGUAAAAAAAAAAAAUACUCCUGUCUUCUUGUUCUAGAUCAGACGAAUAUUUUUAAAACGCACUCUUCUCCUUACCUUUGGUUCCAGAUCGUGACAUCCAGGUAAAGAAAAGCAGCCGAAGUGAAUUGUUUUCAACCUUCCCAAGUGUCUUCAUCCCUCCUCUUUUCCUAUGAUUGUCACCCUUAUGUGUGGAAGAAAAGUCUCUGCAGGUUUGCUACACUGCACAGACACAUGCGUAAGAGGUCAGUAAAUGUUCUAGCUUUACCAAAUGAAACACAACAGGGCGGUUUCCUGGACACUCGUAUGUCUGAAAGUCCGAUUUAUGUUUGCUGUACAUCUGUGGGGACUUUAUUAUGCCCAGGAAACUGAUCCUACUGAGAUGGAUGUGCUUCUGUACGGGCUACAGAGCGACGGGCAGGACCCAAACUCAAAAUAAAAUCCCCUAAUACUUUAUGGAAGAACUAUCUAAAUGAUGCUAUUUCCCUUUGUAUUUACAUGUUAUGUUUGUUGUUUUUCUGUUUCUUACACUGCAUUAUGCAUGAGGUCCUCGACUAUCUACUUUUUUUUUUUUUUUGACCUGAUGUUGUUUACUUGAAUUUCAUGUAUAAAUAAUGACCUUGUUACUUGUGUGAGGUACAACAGAGUCACAAUGAAGUUAACAUAGAACUGCUACAAGUGCAAAUGCUUUUUUUCCUUGAAUAACUACAGAGGUAAUAUAUUUUUGUAUUUUUAAAUGUAAGCAAACUCACAUAUGUAACUGCUAACCAAAAAAAAAAAAAAGGAGGAAUCAUGCAUUUCAUGCACCAUCCUCAUAGAGACCCAGUAGACAGCUUCUAGUUGUUGAAACGAAAUGAAUGAGAAAGCAGCAGAAGCGAAUUGUUGAAUGAAGGACAAGGACUUGAUGCUGUUGUCGAGUUGAGAUCUCUUGCCCCGAGUGGAAGUCUGUAAGCACAAUAAGGAGGAAAAAGCUAACCUGCAUGAAAAGAACCAGAGUCAUAUGUUAGUUAUAUUCAUCUGUAUAUAUAUCAUAAAACCUCUUCAAAUACUUGUUUUAGUCAUCCGCAUACGAUCCUCAUAAGAAACUGUAUUCAUUCAUGUAUUGUACUGAUGAAUAAAAAACAUUUCUCCCUA